AAAAUAUUGUAGAAUCUCAUUGUUUCUGCAUUAUCCACACGUUGAACAUAAUGUUACCCAGUGUACUGAAAUUCAAACAUUUUCUGUAUUUCUUAUUACAUCAUUAGAUAUGAUGAUUUGUAUAAAGGAAAAGAGAAAAGAAAGAGUUUUGUACGUGUAAAUUGUAUGAAUGUGUUUAUUUCAUGUCAUUGAUUGCUGGUUGAUGUUUAAUAACUUCAGUAGGAUAAAUAUAUGUGCAUCCAGUGAUAGUUUUUACUUUUCUGUCAGUCCAAAUGACCAAGAUGUUGAAGAAGGACAACCAUUACGUUUGAGAUGUGCUGUAACUCCAUCAAAAGAUAUUUAUUACUCAUGGUUACAUAAUGGUACACGUUUACAAUUGGAAAAAGAGAGUGGUCGACGUUACCUUGAAGUGGAUAGUAAUUUACAGAUUUUACAUGCUGAUCGUGAAUUAGAUCCUGGUACCUAUCAAUGUCAAGCGUUGAACCGUUCUUCAACUUUCACGACAGCUAGUAGAGAAGCAAAAGUAAACAUUUACUGGAUGGAUCCAGAUGUUCAUGUAUCUUUAAUUAAACCAUUACGUUAUGAAGACAUUCGUUUAGGUGAAGAAGUUGAAUUAACAUGCAAUGUUAAAGCAAAUCCACCAUUAAGUCCAGCAAAUAUUAAAUGGUUUCACAAUGGGAAUGCGCGUUUACCAAAUACAGAAUUUCGAAGUAAUGGAAAUUUACGUAUAGCAGUUUUUGGUAUUGAACACACAGGAAGUUAUCAUUGUCGUGUUAUACAUGCAGCUGGUAAAUUAGACAGCAGGCCACCAUUUUUAAUUCAAAUGACAAGUGACGAUCCCCCAAAAUUAAUUACUGAUUUGGUAAAUCAUGAAUUUUCGAAAUUUGUUAUGCGUGGCCGUUCCGUUGAAUUGGAAUGUCCUCAACCAGGUGUACAAAAGUCAGCAGAUUCUAUAGCUCCGAUUACAGUAUGGGGAUUAAUGCCACGUUUAGGAGAGCAACAACAACCUGUAUCAACUUUAAGAGAUAUUCAAUUUGCUGAUCAAGAUACAAAAUUAGUUAUCAGUAAUUUUGAUAUACAUCAUGUGAGCUUUUACACAUGUGAAAUUAGUUGGCCUAAUUCACCAGAUCGAUAUGUAUUUCUUUUUCAAGUUGAACUAGCUGCUCUUUAUUACCCAAAGCGAUCGAAUUUUUCGCCUCGUCUAAAAAAGAAUCAACCAUAUAUUGUUCGAAUCAAUGAAGAUGCAAAUCUACGUUAUUAUUCUGAUGAAUCACCAUCUAACUCAUUUGUUACCGAUCAGAUCUCAAAUCCAACACCAAAAAUUAUAUGGCAUAAAAAAGAUGAGCAUCAAUCAAUUCCUAUUUGGCCUCCAAUUUCAUCAUCUUCAAUGAUAGAUGAAUCAAAGUUAAAUGGUCCAAAACCUAGAAUUUAUGCUUUACGUGGACGUCAUUUAGUAAUUCAUUCUGUUACUGAAUUAGAUUCUGGAUCAUAUGAAAUGAUUUUAACGAAUACCGCUGGUCGUGCAUCUAUUGUAUUUGAUAUUUUAGUGAAUUUUCCACCUGAAUUCUACCAACCAUUGACUCAUGAAGAACAUGCUUUAGAUGAAGACAGUUCCAUUACAUUAGAUUGUGGUAUUAAAAAGCGUUCAAUUCCAGGAAGUAUUGUCUAUUGGGAAAAAGAUCAACGUGUUUUAGAAAAAUACGCCAAUAGUCUUAUGGCUUUAGAGAAUAAUGGUGAAACUUUACGAUUUCCUGAAUUGAAACCCGAAGAUCAGGGUCAAUACCAAUGUUUCGUUCAAACUGAUGGAUAUAAGGAAAGAUGGUCUGGUCGUGAACAAACCUUAAUUGUUAAAGCUAAACUGCAAUUUUUACGUGAAUUUCGUGAACAUUUUCUUGAAAUUAAUAUGCAAGGACGAAUACCAUGUAAAGCUAGAGGUUAUGGUACAGUAACUGUUGAAUGGUUUCGUAAAGUUGAUCCACAUUCUAGUGAUUUGCAAAGAAUUCUCCCACCUAAUCAAGUAGAAGGUGGCACUUUAAUUAUCCAGUAUGUACAAAAACAUGAUGCCGGUGAUUAUGUAUGUAUAGCCAAGUCAACAUAUAAGAAUGCUCAAAUUAAUAUGACUGUCAGUGUUAUUGUUGGAGAAAAACCUCAAAUAUCACAGAUCAGUGCAAACCAAACAAUUCGCGUUGGUAAUCAAGUUAUACUUAAUUGUCAUGCAUCAGGUGAUCCACAUCCGCAAAUUAGUUGGAUAGUUAAAAAACCCGGUUAUAAAAUUCCAAGUGUUUAUACUCCAUUAGUUGAUAGUGAAUUACUAAUUCCCCAAUCUACUGAUUUAUCUGAUUCAAGUCGAUCAGCUGAUAAUCAUUUACAAGAACAACAAUUUUUGCAACCACCACCGUCUAGUUCAAGUUCAUCAGCUUCGAUUGAACAUAAUUUAAACAGUGCAUCUAGCGCGGAUGCUGUUGUAGCUGCAAUUUCAAGAAAUAUGCAAGCAAAUGGAGGACGUAUAACAGCGUUUCCAAAUGGUAGUUUAAUUAUUAAACAAGUGCAUUUAUCAGAUCAAGCUGAGUAUAUAUGCGUUGCUGGCAAUAAACAUGCUAUCAAAACUCGUCAAGGAGUAUUUGUCAGAGUCCUCACUCCGGAAGAAUAUACUCGACAACAACUUGGUGAAGAUGGUACAAGUACUGGUAUGAUGAAAACUAUUUUUAUAGUAGUUGGAUGUGCUGUUGCCUAUUUAGGCUUAAUUAUUGGAUUAACAACAUUCUGUAGUGUUCGUAUGGUACGUACUCGACGUAACCGAUCACGUAAAAGUGGUGGCAAGUUACAUGAAAAUGGUCAAUUACUCAAUCCUUUGAAUGAUCCUAGUAAUCCGAAUGGUGGCAAAAGAGGAUCGCAAGGAAGCGGCGGGGGUGGCGCUGGAACUGGUAAUAUGGAAUGUGGUUUAUUAUUAGGAGGCGGUUGCACAUCGGGGAUAAAUACAACUGCAAAUGCAUCUCUUAGUCAACUACCUCAUUAUGGUCGCCCCGUGUUGACUAGUGCAUCUGGCACACGAAGUGGAACAAGUUAUCCUGAUAGUGGUACUUUACCACAUCCUUUAAUGUGCACAGAACCUGGGUCAAAUCAAAGGCCAAACAUUUCAGUAAAUGAUACGAAAUGCUGGUGGCCUAUAAGUGACAAUGCAUAUUAUGGACAAAACGAUGCUCAGGCCAAACUACUACAGUCGGCCGGUGCCGCCGGACCAAUAGACGGAUUUGCUAAUCCUUUGACAGAUAUUGGAGAUCUUAACGGUCACUCAUAUGUACAUGGACACUCUAUGAUGAGUCCGUCAUGUAAUCUUAUGUUUUCGGCGCACAAAGGCACUAGCACGGGUGUGGCUAGCAGUACAAUUGCUACAACUACAUCUGAAUCACAUCUUGUCUCUGCACCACCACCAACUCCGCUUGAUUCACGAUCACAUUUUAGUGGAGUAUCUUCUGGUAAUUCAACUAGCUUGUACUCUCGUUCCCUUUUAAGUGGUGCUUCUAAUUUCGGAUCACCUCCCAAUCAAAUGGCUUCACAUGUCAAUAGCUUGAAUCAAUAUGAUCAGUCAAAUGCAUUACACACUAUUAGUCAAACAGAUCGUAUGAAUUAUCCACGUUGUGAACUACAAAUGGAAGGAAUACUAGGGAAAGGUGAAUUCGGUGACGUAUUCUUGGCUCGUGCUCGUCAUAUACAAGAAGGUGAAGCUCAAUCCUUAGUAUUAGUCAAAUCAUUGACUUCAUGUGAUUCAGUACAUAUUAAUGAGUUUCAUCGUCAAUUAGAAUUGUUUGGUCAGUCUGAUCAUGAUUAUGUUACACGUUUAUUAGGGGUAUGCAUGGAACAAGAACCAUUCUAUAUUUUGUUAGAAUAUUGUGAAUGGGGUGAUCUAAAACAAUUUUUACGUUGUAUGCGUGAAGAGAAUUCAGCACCACUUAAAAUGCCACCUUUAACUUGUACACAAAAGAUGAGUAUAUGCAAGCAGUUAGCUCUUGGUAUGGAUUAUUUAGCUCAUAUGCAUUGUGUUCAUCGUGAUUUAGCAGCUAGAAAUGUACUCUUAACUCAAGGUUUAGAAGUGAAAAUAUCAAGUCUUGGCUUGGCUAGAGAUGUUUAUGCAAAUGAAUAUUAUCGUUUACCUAAUACAGAACAAUUCAUACCAUUAAGAUGGUUUGCACCAGAACUUAUUCAUGAAAUAACAACUAAUACAACAAUGAAUACAACUGCACGACAUGUAUCAUUAUGUAAUGGACAUGAAAAUAAAUCGUUGAAACAAUUAGCUAAUCCAGCUAUACCCUAUUCUACACAAUCCGAUGUUUGGGCAUUCGGUAUAUUAGUUUGUGAAGUCUUUUCAUUAGCAGCACUUCCUUUAGCUAGAUUGUCUGAUCAAGAAAUUAUUGUUGCUGGUCAACGAACAGCUAUGCUACUAAAUAACACUAGUGGUUUUACUAAAUCAAAACUUAACACUACCGAUUCAUCACCAUUGAAACCGGAUUUAGUUGCUGAUAUACCAAGUGAAUUAGGUAAUUUAUUAAAUCGUUGUUGGUCUCCAACACCACAACAUCGACCUACAUUCAGUGAAAUUGCAAUUAUUAUACGUGAUCUUGCUGCAUCAUAAUUUCAUUUACACUUUUUUUCCUUUAAUUUUUUCUCUCUUAUAGUUUCUUUUUUGUGUUCAUUUAUCUAUAUCAAAAUCAAUUUUAAAAAUUACUAUUAAAGUAAAUUCAACAGUAUGAAGAUGAUAAUGAAAAAAAUAAUAGAAGAAACUAAUUAAUCAUUUUGUAACCACAAAUAAUAUAGACAAUUUUCUAAAACGUUUCAGCCUCUUUUCACUUAUUUAUUUAUUUACAUUCUUUCGAGUUAGUUCUAUUCAUUUUUGAAUAUUCAAACCACCCCCACCGGCCAGAUUGUUAUUUAUUUCAUGUCAAUAAAAUAAUAGUUACUAUAUUAUUCAUUAUCAUAGUUGCAUUAUUCAAAGUGUAUCAUAAUAAAAUACUAAAGAAUUUUAAUUUGGACUAAAUUACUCAAUUCAAAUAAAGCACAAUUAAUUCAUCUUUCAUAAUUACAUGUAUUUAGGUUGAUUAAAAUACAUUUGCUUAGUUACUAUUCAUUAUAUAUACUGUUUACAAAUUGAAAUACAAUAUCUUAGACUCUUUUCUUCAUUUAUUCUCAUCUCCAUUGUUUUCAUUAUCAUCUUCAUUAUUAAUAUUAGUAGUAUAAGUUGCUAGUUGUAAAAAAAAAUAGAAUAAAAGUCGAUGUGUCUCUUUUCUUUUCAUUUUGUUUUCUUUUUUUCUUUAAUUCAUAUGUUAAUAAAAAUCAUUAAAAUUUUUUUCUCUUUUUCUUUUUAUUUUAAUUUCUUUUUCUAAAAAAUAAUAUUUAGUGUCAAUCAUUUAUUUUAUUUUUCUCUAUUUUUAACUCUAUUCUCUUAAUUCAAUGUUCUCAUUUUAUUACGUUUUAAAAUGGUAUGUAAUUUUACAAUAUCAAAACAAACUAAUAGUAAUGGUCAAUGUAUAAUAGACUUUAAAUACAACUAAUACUGACUUGUUCUACAGUACCUUCACUAUUGUUCUUCUAAUUCUUCUUUUUUAUUAAUUGUAUUGACUAACUGAAUUAUGUUAUACAUCAUUAUCAAAGUGUACAUAUAAAAUAUCCAAAUAAUUAUGGGUAUAUAUACUGACGUAUACUUUAUCUUUCCUUCUCUGUUUACAUUUACAGGAUAAUACUACUAAUGAUCAUAAUUACUCUCAAUUGAAUAUUUUUGUUAUUUCAACUCCUUGAAUAAUUUUUUUUCCUUCAUCUAUUAUUUACUUACAAAUUUUGUGAGUAAUAAUAAAAUUAAUUCAUUCAUAAGUCAUUUAUUUACCCCGGUUUACUUAUUUUCAAAGGAUCCAUAUUAUUUUCACUUUCAUUAUGAUGCUUGACAUCUGUAUUCAAUAGACUUAAUUCAUCUGUGAAUAUACCAAUAAUAAAUGGUGUCCAAUUUUUUUUCCUACAAAUUGUACAUUUCAUGCUAUAAAAUUGAUGCCAAUACUACUACUAAUAAUAAUAAUAAUGUUAAUAGUGCAUAUCAUAUUACAGCUCUUUUUUUCAUUGUCAAUACUGUAUCAUUGUCAGAAAUAUGCAUUUUAAUUAUCUACAAAUAGACAUGCUUUCCUUCUGUAUGCAUUAUACAAUGCAUCUCUCUGUUUUCUUCAUUCUGACCACAUUUUGUUUGUUUGUUUGUUUUUUGUUUAGGUAAAGAGUUCAGUUUUAUUUGUCAUCACAUAUAAUAAAACGUUUGUGUUGCUUCUAUUUUAUACCAUAUCUUCAUUUAUCUACUGUAUUCUCUAUUUCUUCAAUAGCUUACUUACUAAAAACAAUAAAACAGAAACAAAACCACAUUGUUUUUUAUAGGAAUAAAUUUUAAAUUAAUUAUCAUUCAUUGAAGAAAUAUUCAUAUUUUUAUUUUCUUCUUAACUGUUUCCAUCUUUUUCUUUUCGAUGACUUUUGUUAUCGCCUUAUUAUUGUAUUUCUCAUCAUCUCUUAUAUUAUAAAUAAUCUUUCUUACAUCAUAACCAUAUUAUAUUCUUCUAUGAUUUUGUUUACAGUUUCUUUUCAUCUCUUUAUAAUAUAUAUUUAUUCACACUGACAACAAAACAUUUACUGUCUAUUUAGCAUUUUAAAUUCUCUUUUUAAUUAAAUACUUUUUCUCUUGUCUUUAUGCUCUUAAUGUUUUUUUUUUGUAUAUUACAUAACAAUUACUGAAGAUUGGUGAAUGAAUGUGAAUAAUAACAAAAAAUCGAUAGGGUUUCUAGGUAAAGAACCAAAUCAAAUACAUGCAUAUAUUACUUCACCUAUGAUGAUCUCAAUUUAUCUUUCUUCUUUCUGUAUUUCAGCAAGGUUUCUUUCUAAAAUAAAAUCGAGAUAAAAAUCAUAAUUCAUUAUUACCAUUUAUUAUAUUGUUAUUAUUAAUUUACAAAUAAAUUGCUUUUGUUUAAUCAUUUAAUUAAUAAUAAACAUUACAGUGAUGAAACACAAAAGACUUGAGAAAUGGUAAGGAAGUACAUGUAUAAUAAAAGCAAAAUGUUUUGUGACAGAAUUGUUUCUUUUCACGAAAUAUAAAAACAACACAGUCAUUAAGUAUUAAAAAAAAUAAAAUAAAACAAAUAAUUCGAUCAAUAAUGGUAAUAAUUGAUAAGUAGUAAGUGUAGGAAGCAAUUUCUUACAGGUUUAACUCUAAGCUAUUCUCUCUGUAGACCGUCGAACACAGAGUCUUGAUUUAGCCAAAGUCAGAAUAAGUAAGCUAUUUGGCUUGAUAAACUUUAUCUGUUUCCAAAACACAAAUUAACACCGUUAGUAUACAAAAUAAAUAAUACAGUGUAUCAAUACAGGGAAAAACAGAGACAUAAAUAACAUACUGAACAGUAGCUAGAGAAUAGGAAA
Molecule: messenger RNA, 7434 nt
Organism: Schistosoma bovis
Lineage: Eukaryota; Metazoa; Platyhelminthes; Trematoda; Strigeidida; Schistosomatidae
Source: the annotation of a GenBank genome assembly